Homarus americanus (American lobster) is the source of this 2149-nucleotide messenger RNA. Its product is annotated as aspartate aminotransferase-like. Gene Ontology annotation, molecular function: pyridoxal phosphate binding; catalytic activity. Bases 120 to 1430 code for a protein of 436 amino acids. The transcript has 11 exons. The record is from RefSeq and is a predicted model, not a curated record. Gene Ontology annotation, biological process: biosynthetic process. NCBI's taxonomy places the organism in Eukaryota, Metazoa, Arthropoda, Malacostraca, Decapoda, Nephropidae.
UCAUAGAGUACCAGCCAGUCGUAACUUGGUACUGUGGCACUUCAGACGUUCAACACCAGACUUGUGAGAGAUCUAUCUAACCUGGAGCGACCCUCCGUUUUCUUCCACACUGAGACGAGAUGAAAGAAAACGCUACACUGAAGGGUCUUGUAAGGCCAGACCUCGCUAACUCUUCAGCAGCCUCUAAUCUCGCCUUCAACGAACAGGUCAAGGCGCUCAUCAGGUCUGGGCGGAAAGUGUACCAUUUCGCCUUCGGACAGUCGCCUUUCCCCAUCCCUGAGUGUAUGACGAAGGCGGUGCAGGAGUACGCCCACGUGCACGAUUACCUGCCCAUGGUUGGCAUCCCCGAGCUGCGUGAGGAGCUCGUUAAGUUCCACGCCCGAUACGACAACCUCAGCUUGAGUAGCGACAACUUCACGGUGGGUCCCGGCAGCAAGGAGCUCAUCUUCCUCGUCAUGGCCACCUUCAACGGAGAUAUCCUCCUGCCAGCACCUACGUGGACGACCUAUAUGGCUCAGUGUCGCCUGGCAGGGAAGGAGCCGCGGGUAUUGGAGAUGAAGCAGGCAAAAGGUUGGAAACUCGCGCCAGAGACACUGGAGGAGGCGGCCAGGCAGGGAGGCGAUGGCUGGAAGCUCCUCGUCCUCACUAGCCCUGGCAACCCGACAGGCACCUGUUACACUGACGACGAGCUCGACGCCCUCAGCUCGGUGUGUCGGCAACAAAGAAUUAUUGUACUGAGCGACGAGAUCUACGCUCGCCUUACCUUCAGUAGGAAACACGCCUCUAUGGCAAUGCACUACCCAGAAGGCACCAUCCUCAUAAGCGGCUUCAGUAAGUGGGCGUCAGCGGGUGGGUGGAGGCUCGGCUACGCCCACUUUCCACCCUCCCUCCGCCCUCUCCUGGAAGCUGUCAGAAACGCCGCCUCCCACACCUACUCCUGUGCUCCGGCGCCUAUGCAAUAUGGUGUAGCCAAGGCAUUAAGAGAAAACGGUAACGAGCUGGACAAGUACAUGACCAACUGCGCUAAAAUACUACAAGCGGCGGGAGACUACUGCCAUAGGGAACUCGCCAGCGUGGGUGUGGACGGCUGCAGGAGCCAGGCAGGAUACUAUUUCGUCCCGGACUUCGAGGUGGUGAGAGAAGGACUGAGGGCUCGAGGCCUCACCACAGGGGACCACAUGACGCAGGCGAUGCUGGAGGAGGCAGACGUGGCGCUCAUGUCCACCCACCCCUUCCUGCGACCAGCCGAGGAGCUCACUACCCGCUUCUGCUUUGUCUGUUUCGAUGGCUGCAGCGCCCUCAGAGCCCUGGAUGAUCUGCCGUCCCCAAGUCACCAUCUCUCUGACGACUUCCUCCAUAAACACUGCCUCCCCAUCGUCCAGGGCAUCCAGAACCUGAAGGAGUGGGUGCUGAAAUAUCGCCAGGAAUGAGAAGGAGGAGGAAGGGAAGCGAGGGUUGGUAAAUGAAGGAGACAGGGAGGAGAGUGGAUGGAAGAGGAUGAGAAGAUAAACAGAGAAGUGGAAGAAGAGAGUUGAUGAACGAAGGUAUGGAGAAGAAGAAGAAGAAGAAUAUAGCAGAAUAUAAUUGUCUUAGAAUUUACAGAGUGAAAAAAUAGGCAUUAAGGUAUUGUUGGAAUAUAAACGUAAGAAACAAAUGAAUACGUGUCAGACCGUGAGAACACAAAGUCACUAUUUGAAAGUUGUCGUGAAAAUUGAAAUUGCUAUAACACGUAAGACAUUUCAAUUAUAUUAUUUAUAAGACAUUGAAGACAUUAAUCGUAUGCUGAUAUAAGAAAUCUAUUUUUCAAUGUCUAGAAAUUUAAAUGAGUUUAAUGAGUUACUUAACGAAAAUAAACGAAUAUUUACUUAGUUUUGUGAAUAGAAUUUACAAAGUUACGUUAAUUGAUAAAAUGAUAAAUGUAGAGUAUUAAAUAUAAGAAAAUAUGAUAGAAUAAACAUAGAAUAAGAAUAGUAAUUAUGAAGAUUAUUCUGUUAAAUAAUAGCGUUUGUUUACUGUUAUGCAGGAGGGUGUACGGUCAGGUAGGGCCUCAGUCUUGAUAGGUGCUAGUUCUAAUUGAUCCUAGUUCUAAUAGGCCCCAAUCCUAAUAGGCCCCAAUCCUAAUAGGCCCCAAUCCUAAUAGGCCCCAAUC